AUGACCGAGGUGGAGCCCCGGGGCCCCGAACUGGCCCUACAGCCUCAGGAGCCCGAGAAGGUCACCACCGCCGGACCCAACCGGAACCAGGCCAGCAAGAGAGUGCUGGCCACACAGGUGCAGGGAACGGUGAAGUGGUUCAAUGUGCGGAAUGGAUAUGGCUUUAUAAACAGGAAUGACACCAAGGAAGAUGUCUUUGUCCAUCAGACGGCAAUAAAGAGAAACAAUCCUCGGAAGUUCCUCCGCAGUGUUGGAGACGGGGGGAGACGGUAGAGUUCGAUGUGGUGGAAGGAGAGAAGGGUGCAGAAGCCGCCAAUGUGACUGGCCCUGGGGGUGUACCAGUGAAGGGCAGUAGAUUUGCCCCAAACAGACGGAGGUUUCGUAGGCGUCCUUUUCGGCCAAGAAUGGAUAUGGCUGGGUCUGGUGGAGAAGGCGGGAAUGCAGAGCCUCUGAGUGAGGGUGAGAGAGCAGAGGAUGCCUCUCCCCAACAAAGACCACGGAGGAGACCACCUCCUUUCUACUUCAGACGUCGCUUUGGAAGAGGCCCCAGGCCACCUCAGCAGGGCUCAGAGGAUGCGGAGAAUAAAGAUCCAGCAGCAUCAGACAUUCAGCCGGGUGGCGAUAACCAGCAGAGGCUUCCUCCACGCCGCUUCCGUCCCAGAUGGCGCAGACCUUUCCGCCCUCGACCCCCGCCAACACAGACUGCCGAAGGAGGAGAGAACGAUGCCAAACCUAACGGAGCGCCCCGUCCAGAGCCUCAGCGUCAGAGGAAUCGCCCAUAUUUCCAGCGUCGCAGGCGGGGAGGAGGGGCCCCAGGGCAGGCCGCACCCCCGGGUGAGGAGAAAAGUGCAGCAGAGCCCAGCCAAAGCCCCUCCUCAGAAGAUGCUCCGAAGCCAUCGGGUAGCCCUGCGGAAGCUGGGAAGAGUCGAGCUGAGGCCUCUACUCCACCCCCUGCUGUGGCAGCGGAUGUCCCCGCUCCAGAGUGA
Messenger RNA from Staurois parvus, 986 nucleotides. NCBI's taxonomy places the organism in Eukaryota, Metazoa, Chordata, Amphibia, Anura, Ranidae. The record is from the annotation of a GenBank genome assembly.